Molecule: messenger RNA, 724 nt
Organism: Lolium perenne
Lineage: Eukaryota; Viridiplantae; Streptophyta; Magnoliopsida; Poales; Poaceae
Source: RefSeq, a predicted model, not a curated record
CGUACAGAAUAUGCGGAAUGGGCGGACAUGGCUGCCAUCCUCCAGAGGGCUUGGAAACGGUUCAUCAAUACUGUUCCGGGUGAAUGGAAACCGGAGCUUACAUUUAGAGAUUACCCUUGUAUGAGGCAGGAAAAAGGGAAUAACUUAUGUGGAUACUACGUCUGCACCUUCAUGCGUGACAUGUCCUGUCCCAAGGGUGGGGAUCCCCAAAUACACCACACUCGUAUGACACGCCUGCGGGACACUCUCAUAACAGCGGAUCAAAUAAAAGCAAUUCAAGAGGAAAUCGCGGGAUUCUUUAUUACCGAGGUCCUUACCCCAGGUGGAGAGCACUAUCGGAAGAUCGUGACGGCGGAGGAUAUUCGUUCAGGAAAAGUUGUAUUGUAAAUAUGCAUGCAUUACGUGUACUGUGUUGACUAUGUCGUGUACUGUUGACGAUGUCUAUAUAUAUUCAUGACGAUUUUUUGUGGUUUCUUGAAUGAUAUAUAUAUGCAUUGCUGAAACUCUGCCGCGGCAAGGGAAACAGACUGUUUCUCUGCUGCGGCAGAGAAACGCUGGUACAGCCCAAAUCUGUGCCGCGGCAGAGAAAUAGCAAUUCUCUGCCGCGGCAGAGAAACAUAGGCCCGGUUCGUACCACGAACCGGGACCAAAGCCCUUCCAGCGCGAGCUCCCUGGUCGCACCACGUGUUGAGGCCUUUAGGCCCGGUUUAUCUUUGAACCGGGA